Molecule: messenger RNA, 1755 nt
Organism: Sporisorium graminicola
Lineage: Eukaryota; Fungi; Basidiomycota; Ustilaginomycetes; Ustilaginales; Ustilaginaceae
Exons: 1
Coding region: 1-1755 (584 amino acids)
Cellular component (GO): endoplasmic reticulum
Molecular function (GO): ubiquitin binding
Source: RefSeq, a predicted model, not a curated record
AUGUCAACACAGCGAUCUGGAAGCCAGCAGGAUGCCAUCGCUAGCUUGCGGUCGGUUUUGCAGAGCUCCGGGGGCUCUGUUCCUGACGAAGAUAUGCUAGCCACUCUGCUAGAAGUGGAAGGCUGGGACGUCAUUCGCGCUGCACGCCUUGUCGAAGAAGAUACCACCGCCGAGCGCAGAAGAAGCGGUGCAGACGACGAGACCAUCGCGAGAUCCUUUGCGCAGGAUCCACAAAUUCGUGGCUCGAUGGAUUUUGAUCAAUCCGACCGAUCCGUGACGUACGACGCUUCAAGACGACCCUUGAACCACGGCUCAGGUGCUCCAAGUGGCAGACCGGGAGGAGCAGGCUUACGGCCUUACUCCCGAGGUGCUGGCGACAACAGCGGCAAUAUAGGUGUAGCUCAGAUGAUCUGGACUGCCUUAACAUUUCCGCUCUCGCUCGCUUCCAGCCUCCUGCUCUUCCUUGCCCGCAUCUUCAGGAUCCGAGCCCUGUUCCCUUCGCUGUUUAGUGGCAACAGCGGGACACGGAGUCUGGGUCGAUCCGAUCCUCAAACAUGUGCCGAAAACUUUGUGCGAGAGCUCGAAGAACAGACGGCAGCAACGACAUCGCGCUCGGUUGUGUCCACCCACGAUGCAGGAUCACGCGCACCUCCCCCAAAGAGGCUGCCCCCGUUUUUUGUCGGUGGCUACGCCGACGCGCUGCGUACGGCCAAGGAGCAGAUCAAGAUCCUCGCCAUCGUUCUCGUCAGUCGCGAGCACGGGGACGUGGAUCGCUUCAAGCAGAAUACACUGACGGACAGCGAUCUGGUGGAACUGCUCUCCAGAGACGAUUUCGUCGUAUGGGGCGGCGAUGUGCGAGAACGCGAAGCCUAUCAAGUUGCAACAACCCUUCAGGCCAGCACGUACCCGUUUGUCGCCUUUAUUGCACUUCAGCCAUCUCGUUCAGCGAACAGUGGAUCGGGAGCGUCGGUAUCGUCUUCUCCGCGCGCGGCGGUGCUCUCGAGGCUGGAAGGCUCACCGGCGUCGGCUACUUCUGCUGCCACCAUUGCCUCGCACAUCUCGGACGUGCUUCUGCCCAGGACACGCACGUAUCUGGAUCGCCUUCGAGCCGAGAAGCGUCGUCGUGAGAUGGAACGCCAGCUCCGCGCAGAGCAGGACCGCGCUUAUCAGGAAGCGAGCCGACGCGACGCCGAACGGAUCGCACAACGAAGAGAGCAAGAGCGACUCAAGGCGUUGGAAGCGAAGAGGCUUCGGGAGGAGCUAGAACAGCAAGAGCAACUGCAACGCAAGCGGCAAGCAUGGCAAAAGUGGGCUCUUGACCACCUCGUACCCGCGGAGCCUUCCUCGGCGAGCGGGUCUGUCCGGUUAAACUUCCGCCUGCCCAGCGGCAAGACGCUGACACGACGCUUCUCUCCCGCCGAUACGGUUGCGGCCGUAUAUGCUUUUGUCGAGGCGUCCGCCAUAUCGACGGAAGGUGUUGGUGCUGCCAAUACAAGUCUGAGUCAAAAGCCCGAGGGAUACGAGCACGAGUACCGCUUCAGUCUGUUCACAGGCUACCCGAGGAAACGCAUCGAAUUUUCAGAGGCGGCACGCCAGCAAUUGCAAGACGUGGAAGCGCUGGCAAAAGGGGCAAGCCUGAUUGUCGAGGGAUCCGUCAUGGGUGACGAGCCAGCUGCGACGGAUGACGAGACGGAUGAAGACGACGACGACAAAGAUGAGGACCAUGGUGGUUCCAGUUUCAGCAAGUCGCCGUAG